UGCGCUACAGAACCGGAACUGUACCCCCAUACGUUUACACCUUUUUGUUCCGUAUAGCGUCUUCUCACUUCCUUAUUUUUAUAUAAAUCAAACAAGACCGUCCGUCAAAUUUUGGUGGUUCUCUUGCUCUCUACUUCCUUCUCUUGGUUCCUGGAUUCCUCUCAAAAUUCUGAUUUGUGAAGCAUCAAGUUUGGGGAUUUUCCGUCUUUUUCGUUUCUUGGUUUUCAUUUUCUUGGGUUUGUACCUCAAUAUCCCACUGGAUCGAUUCGUUUAGUGGGAUAAAAUUCAGGAACUAUCAAUUGGGCUUGGAGUUGUUUUUACCUCUUUGGUUAAUCCAAAAGACCACCCCAACUUUUGUUUGUAGAUUAAGUUAUUAAUUGUGUUUGCAGAAAUUUUCGGUUCCCUUGAAGCUCGUUUCUGCAAUUGUAUAUCUGGGUCUCAAUAUUUUGUGGGGAUUUCUUGCUUUCGGUUUUAAGAUAUCAGUGUACAGAUUUUUUUCUGUUCUUAAUUAGCAGGUGAAGUUUUGCCAGGAAUCUCCCUCAUUCGAUCUAAUUCUUUGUUGCUGCUUUUUAAGUGCUCGCCUCCUGCAUCGAAUCCGUAAUCAUCUUGUUUUUGACUCACAAGGCUUGAUUAGAGAAUUAAAAGUGUGUUUCAUCUGGAGUUGUUCGCCAAUCAAAGGGUUAUUCUGCCUUGUAUAAUUCCCGAAUUUUUAAACAUCAAAUCUCCAUUGGAGCAUUUUGUGAUCAUUAAAAGAUGACGAUUGGAGAUGUUACACCGAAGAAGGAGAAGAAAUCAAGGAAGAGCAAGCACCAUGCUAAUGAGAAUUCUCCCUUGUUGCCCAAAAGGCAAUAUGAAGAUGGUGGAUUUGACGAGUUUAAUGGAGCUUCUUUUUCUGGGGCAGUCUUUAACUUGUCAACCACAAUUGUGGGUGCUGGUAUCAUGGCUUUGCCUGCAACCAUGAAAGUGCUUGGUCUGGUUCUUGGGAUGGUCAUGAUUGCAUUUAUGGCAUUCUUGACUGAGGCAUCCAUUGAGUUGCUGCUUAGGUUUAGCAGAGCUGGAAGAACAGCUUCUUAUGGAGGUCUUAUGGGCGAUGCUUUUGGCAAGUGGGGAAAGGUCUUGCUACAAGUCAGUGUAUUGAUCAAUAACGUUGGUGUUCUCAUUGUGUACAUGAUUAUAAUUGGUGAUGUGCUAUCUGGAACAUCUUCAAGCGGAGUUCACCAUGCUGGUGUUCUUGAAGGGUGGUUUGGAGAACAUUGGUGGAAUGGGCGGUCCUUUGUUCUACUUGUCACGACACUUGGCAUUUUCGCUCCCUUGGCAUGCUUUAAGCGAAUUGAUUCUUUAAGGUUCACAUCUGCCUUAUCAGUUGCAUUGGCAGUUGUAUUUCUUGUUAUCACUGUGGGAAUUGCAGUUGUGAAGUUGAUAACUGGAACUGUAGCUAUGCCCAGAUUGCUGCCUAAUGUCACUGAUAUGACAUCCUUCUGGAAACUCUUCACUGUUGUUCCUGUUCUGGUCACUGCAUAUAUAUGCCACUACAAUGUUCACAGCAUAGAUAAUGAACUCGAAGACUCGAUAAAAAUAAAAUCAGUUGUACGGACAGCAUUGGCAUUAUGCUCAUCUGUUUACAUAAUGACAAGCUUUUUUGGGUUCCUCCUCUUUGGUGAUUCAACUCUUGAUGAUGUGCUUGCAAACUUUGACACUGAUCUUGGCAUUCCUUAUAGUUCCGUGCUAAAUGAUGCUGUUCGUGUUAGCUACGCAGCCCAUCUCAUGCUUGUGUUUCCAAUUGUCUUCUAUCCAUUGCGGCUCAACAUGGAUGGUCUCCUCUUUCCAUCAGCAAGGCCUCUAGCUGUGUCCAAUUUGAGGUUUGCGUUCGUGACUUUGGGGCUCAUCACUGUCAUCUUUUUGGGUGCAAACUUUAUACCCAGUAUUUGGGAUGCUUUCCAAUUCACUGGUGCAACUGCUGCAGUUUGCCUUGGGUUUAUAUUUCCUGCUGCUGUUACGCUCAGGGAUCGGCACAAAAUAGCAACAAAGAGAGACAAGAUCUUAUGCAUUUUCAUGAUUGUCCUUGCUGUAUUCUCCAACAUGGUGGCCAUUUAUAGUGAUGCCUAUGCCUUGUUCAAGAAGAAUCAAUCACCUCGCGAAUGAUAAUGCAUCAUUUUCCUAAAUGGGGGAAAGAUAUGAUCAAGCUUUCCAGCGACUGCAUUGGAUGGAUGUAAAUUUUUAUUUAGUACUCAAUUGGAAAAACUGAGAUUUUGUUGGAAGUUUAAAUGAGUUGAAUAAGAUGAACCCUCCGCUUAAUGUAUACAGUUUGUUGAAAUGUGAGGAUGUCUUCACAUCUUCUAUGUUUGUAUUAUUAAUGGAUGCUUCGGUUUGUAUUGCUGUUGCAUGAAUUGGCAUGAAGUUUAGGAUGCAUAGAUUCUAUA
This is a messenger RNA of Carica papaya (papaya), 2420 nucleotides long. Its product is annotated as amino acid transporter AVT6A-like. Gene Ontology annotation, molecular function: L-amino acid transmembrane transporter activity. NCBI's taxonomy places the organism in Eukaryota, Viridiplantae, Streptophyta, Magnoliopsida, Brassicales, Caricaceae. Gene Ontology annotation, biological process: amino acid transmembrane transport. The record is from RefSeq and is a predicted model, not a curated record. Gene Ontology annotation, cellular component: membrane.